UCAUGGCAGCUCGGACCUGUCAGAGGGCUCUGGCCAGGGUGGCGUCGGGGUGCCGUCCGAAGUCGACCAACGUGGCGGAAGCCCCGGCGCGGGGACCUGCGCGCAAUGUCAGACACUUGGCUUCCUGUGGUAUACUGAUGAACAGAGCGCUUCCACCGCAUGCCUCAGCUCGGCCUAAAGAGAUCCACGCAAGAACAUUCUUCAAGAUGACUGUGCCACUAGUAAAUAAACGGAAAGAGUAUUCAGAGAGAAGGAUUAUCGGAUACUCAAUGCAAGAAAUGUAUGAUGUGGUAGCAGGAAUGGAAGAUUAUAAGCAUUUCGUCCCUUGGUGUAAAAAAUCAGACAUACUAUCUAGGAGAGCUGGGUAUUGUAAAACUCAAUUAGAAAUUGGGUUUCCACCUGUUUUGGAGCGAUACACAUCAAUCAUAACCUUGGUCAAACCACACUUAGUAAAGGCAUCUUGUACCGAUGGGAAACUUUUCAAUCAUUUGGAGACGAUUUGGCGUUUUAGCCCAGGUCUUCCUGGCUAUCCGAGAACUUGUACCUUGGAUUUUUCAAUUUCUUUUGAAUUCCGCUCACUUCUGCAUUCCCAGCUUGCUACAUUGUUCUUUGAUGAAGUUGUGAAACAAAUGGUAGCCGCUUUUGAAAGAAGAGCGUGUAAAUUGUACGGUCCAGAAACAAGUAUACCUCGGGAGUUGAUGCUUCAUGAAAUCCACCAUACCUAAAAUGAAAUACGAACCGGCACCACCUCCUUUGACUCGUUUGUUCUGUUUAGGAAGUCCCUUUACUGUCUGUUCCGAAGUCAGAAAGCAUUUGUUAAACCUGCCUGGAUCUUAAGCCUGUUCCACUGAAAAUUUGUACAUUGAAUACGGACCCACCUGUACAUAGAAAAGUGCAACUCAAAGUAAUGUGUACAUUUGCAGGUUCUGCCUUUGUAUUAAUGGUGCCAUCACUGUUGCUAGGAUAUCACAUCCCUCACUUGA
Myodes glareolus (Bank vole) is the source of this 983-nucleotide messenger RNA. NCBI's taxonomy places the organism in Eukaryota, Metazoa, Chordata, Mammalia, Rodentia, Cricetidae. The record is from RefSeq and is a predicted model, not a curated record.